Ilyonectria robusta is the source of this 2379-nucleotide messenger RNA. RefSeq names its product heterokaryon incompatibility protein-domain-containing protein. Lineage: Eukaryota; Fungi; Ascomycota; Sordariomycetes; Hypocreales; Nectriaceae. The record is from RefSeq and is a predicted model, not a curated record. Bases 1 to 2379 code for a protein of 792 amino acids. The transcript has 3 exons.
AUGGCCUGGCUGUCGUCCCCGCAGUUUGAUUCGCUGUUGUCCUUGGCUGAACCAGGCCACUACCCCGAGGGAGCCGGAGCUACCCUUCCGUUGCUUUCUGUUCCCAGCCAUGUGUCGCGUCCCAACGACAAGCUAUGCAGCGUCUGCGAAGGCCUCCACCUCAACCCCAGACGCUUCGUCGUCCUACCUGGUGACAAGGAAGGGAACAAGCCGAUCAAGCGAGACAUCCACCUCGGCAACGUGGAGGAUAUGAAGAAUAAGGUGGACUGCCCGCUGUGCCGCCUAGUCCUGGUGGCUUUGGGCGGAGACGAGGUCCCGACACACGAAGAUAACGAGCCGAUCAAGGUCGACAUGGGCUGGAAUACCAAAGGCCCAUCCCCAGAUCCCAGAGCGCCGUGGAACUACCGACCCGAAGUUCGGGUCCUGAGCCCGUACGUACGCAAGCUGAGCGGGGGCCCCGUAUCCAAGAGACUCAACCUCUUCCCUGAAAUCACCCUCCUAGCCAACGACUCGCCGACGAAGUCCAUGGCGUACUUCAUACGCCCUAUCCGCCAGGACAUGAUCGACUUUGCCCUGGUGCGGAGAUGGCUGGCUCUCUGCCAUACGCACCACGGCGAGGGCUGCCGUAGGAACCCUAUCCUAAAGGAGCUGAACAGAUCCCAUCCCGCCAAGGAAGUGCCCGACUUCCGGUGCAUCGACGUAGAACAAGACUGCUUGGCUACGUUGCCGGUCGGAUGCCGCUAUGUGGCGUUGAGCUACGUCUGGGGCCGGCAAAAGUUCUUUUCAACAGUCACAUCAAAUGUCAAGUCCCUCCAAGAGCCCCACGCUCUCAAAAAGCCUGAGUAUCUGGUCCAGAUACCGCCCACCGUCAAGGACGCCAUGCAAGUUACGAAGAAUAUCGGCAUGAGAUACCUAUGGGUUGACACCCUGUGCAUCGUCCAGGAUGACUUGGAGAAAAAGCCGGUAACAAUCAAGAAGAUGGACCUGAUCUACGGCGCGGCAGACUUGGUGAUAGUCGCCGCAGGCAGCGAGAAUGCAUAUUCCGGGAUCGCCGGAGUUCUUCCCGGCUCCCGAACGUCACGACAGCCGAUCGAAGAGAUGGCACCAGAUUUUCGACUGGCGUAUAGAUCCAGAUAUGCAGACUCCAUGCAAGCUGUGCCGUACUCCUCCCGCGGCUGGACAUUCCAGGAGACGGACUUUGCCCUACGAUCUCUCGUCUUCGUUGACGGCAAGGUCGCCUUUCGCUGUCAGGGCAACGACGCGUGGGAGGAGCACGUAUUCGAACCUCCGCACGAGAUCAGGGGACAAGGGGGUCACGGCCGCGGAUCCGAUGUCGACGAUGUCGGACAAUACGAAGGCCUUAUUCAGGGCUAUUCGAAGCGCGUGCUGUCGUACGAGGCGGACGUAUACAACGCCUUCGCCGGCGUAGCGCGGAAAAUGAUGUGCCAGCUUGAUAGCGACCUCUGUCAUGGAAUCCCGACCGUCUACUUCGAUUGGUUCCUCCUUUGGGGCCCCCUUUCCGAUCAGAUCCGGCGACUCUCCGAUCAGGUCCAGCCGCUCUCGGAGGAACCCAGGCUACCCAUCGGCCCAAGCUGGUCUUGGUCCGGCUGGGUCGGCUGCUCGUGGCCGCGUUUGUGGGAUUGGUACAAUAGGAGCAUCGCGCGUGUUAAGAAAGCGAUCCGGAAGCGGACCUGGAUUAUCUGGUACCAGCGGGAGCGAUACGAGUCGACGGACUGUAAGCGCCUCGUGAGGCACAACGACGUCAACGACAGCGUCGGUUCUAGUUUCAAGGCCAACCGAAACUUCUACGGUUCACGGCCUCAACGGCGUUUUGACGGCUUGGACUGCUCACGGGUCGAGCCCACCAAGCUGGUGCUGGCGGAUAUCAACCCCCCGACCUACGUGGAUGACACUCUCAGUAAUCACAGCGGCUCGGGCUUCCUCCAGUUCUGGACCGUAUCGCUCACCCUGCGACUCGCUGAGCCGGUCAGCCCUGACACAUAUAGAGGGCCGGUGCAUCGGCGCAAGCGGCUGGGCAUAUUUGGCCGCAGCGGACGGGAACUCGGCACCAUCACGGUCCAGCCGCCCUGGUUGGAGGACAACCCGGUUCCAGAGGACAGAGAAUUCAUCCUCCUUUGCGAGGGGAGGGAUGAGCGAGCAGAGAAUGGCAGGCUUGACGACGACGAGGGGUGGAGGUAUAUGGCCAUGUUGAUCGAGUGGCGGGACAAGGAGGGUGGGAAGACUGCGAUGGGGUCGAUUGUCUGCGAUAACAAGCCGAGUAUGUAUGCUGAGCGGGUCUCUAUCGGGUCCAUUGGGAAGAUGGACUUGAAGGAGGCACUUGGGGAUGGCCCGGUUUGGAAGGAGAUUAUUCUCGGCUAA